Messenger RNA from Schistosoma guineensis, 1002 nucleotides. Lineage: Eukaryota; Metazoa; Platyhelminthes; Trematoda; Strigeidida; Schistosomatidae. The record is from the annotation of a GenBank genome assembly.
AUGAAGGUCGUUGGUGUCUGGAUGAGUGAUUCUAAAGUAGACAGCAUCGGGCUUAAUACUCUUUUACGCGAGAAGAGAAGUGAUCUUCUAUUUAGAAAGAUCAAUCCGUGUAUUAGUGUAUCGGAACAAGGACCGUUUGACGUAAUCCUUCACAAAAUACCGGAAUUUUUGAGCGGGGAUUCCAGUAAACAAAGUCGAAAAAUUAUAGAAAAUUUUUUCAACUAUGCAAAAAGUAAUCCUCAUGUUCUGUUCAUAGACUCACCAAUAUCACUCAAGUGUUUGUUAACACGUCUUAAUCAGUUUUCUUUGCUCCGAGACAUUGUAGCGAUGUCGGAUAUAAGAAAUGAAAUAUUUGUGCCCAAAUUUUGCCUCUUACCACAAAAAGACCCUACGAAAUUAUGUGACGCUGGUAUUUCUUACCCUAUAGUUUGCAAGUCACUAAUGGCCCAUGGAAAUGACAAUGUACAUAAGAUAGCUAUUGUUUUCAAUGACUCAGGUCUAGAUCAUUUAACAUAUCCCAUAUUUGUUCAGCAAUUUAUUAAACAUAAUGGAAAAGUUCUUAAAUUAUUUGUAGUCGGUGAUCAUAGUUGUGUUACUGAAGUUCCUUCCAUUAAAAAUCACGACAAAUCUGCAGAUAGAACUCCAAUAUUUUUUCAUUCACAUAGUGUAUCGAAGGAUGGUUGUCAAUCACCUUUAUCUGAAUUGAGCUCAUUUUCCGAUAAACAAACGACAACCCCAUAUGAUGAGUCCCUAUUCGAUAUGUUGGCACAUGAAGUUCGAAAAACGCUCAAAAUUGAUUUGUUUGGGAUAGAUCUCAUUUGUGCAACCGAAAAUUCCAUAUCUGAUGCUCUCUCGAAAUCAAACAAAUACGCUAUUAUCGAUUUAAAUAUUUUUCCAAGCUACAAGAAUGUGCAUGGGUUCUUAUUUUAUUUAGAGAAUCUAAUCAGGGAAAAACUCUCCUUGCCUUUACUUUCGAAUGAUAGUACCGAUGUCCAGAAAUAA